CCUUAGCCAUGUUCUAGACUUUUCAAGAGUUUUUAUCUAUAGAGUUCAAGAGAUAUUAGUGGUCAGGUCACAUGGACAGGAAAAACCUACUAGCCUUACCUAUGAUGGUCACGUGGUCAGGUAAAACAUCCCUAGCAAUGAUGUAGCAUUGUUCAGUUCUAGAGUUUUUAUUUAGAGAGUUCAGGUCACUUGGUUAAGAAAAACUGUCUCUCACAACAAUGUAAUGUAACGUUGAAUGCAGAAAAAUGCACUAGAGUCUCUGAUUUGUUAUGAAAAAAAAGCUCUGGAAUGUAUUGAGUCAGGCUUUACCAGCUGACCCUGGAAAUCAGCUGAUUAGGUCAUAGUAUGUGAACCUCCACCUUCAGAAUACGUCAUAUUACAUCCCAAAUCUACAGACUAAAGGGGCUUUCUAGCUUAUACGAUGGAUACGACUGUACCAACAGCAUUGUUCUAGUAAUUUACAGUCAUGAACCUACUGUACAGUAGGAUGUUAGAAAUAUGCAUGCUUACACAGCUCAUUUUACAGUGUUGGUAGAAUCAUUAGUCAGAUAAUUUGUACUUCCUCUCUAAUGGCUGGGGUUGUAGAGGGUAGAGUAAUCUGAUCCUAGAUCUGUGGUUACGGCCAAAUUCUACCUUGCAGCUUAAAUAUGCAGUAUUUAGCUCUGCCUUUGUCUUACUUUGAGACCUUUCUGCUUCCUUUCUGUGUCUAUGAGAGACACAGACUGUAUUUCUUGUCCAAAGUCACUCUGCUGAUGGCCUUUCGAUUUAGUAAAUUAUUGACACAAAUUAUUGACAUGGGGAGAUUACUUCACAGCCCAAAAACAGAACUUUACACAGGCUUCUGAAUGAGGUAGAGUACAAUAAUCUUUGGCUCCUGAGGAAUUUAACUGACCAUCACCAGACAAUUAGCUAGAGGAGUGGCAAUGUGGCACGAUAGCAUUUGAUUAUGCAACACUCUGCAACUGUUGAUCGAGCAAACUGUCUGAUUUACAGGGUGGAGUUCCUUUUUGUCAGAUUGACGGCUGGAUGUUUACUUUACCUAAACAUAAAAUCAAGCUGAAUAGGAAUGCUGCACAAAUACGUGAUCAACAUUUAUCUAUUCAUUAGAAAUGUUCAUGACAGUAUUAAAACCCCUUGAAAUGCACCAUCUCAUAUUCAAGGAUUUAAAAAUUAUUUUUUAUGAAAUUUCAGCUUGCCCUUGGUAGGCGUAAAGAAACAACAUUUGUUUGUUUUACCUUCACAAGGACAAGUCUGUAACUGUCACUUUUCCUCGGUAAAGCAGAAAAAAAGAGCUCUCUGUUUGAAUUUCGGAUGUGUCUGUGACACAACAGUUGCACUGUAUUGAAUUGCUUUCAUCCCUUACUGUACUGCUCAAACUAUCCGUCCUCUGCGCAGCCAUGUUUGAACUGUGAAGAGAUUGUGAAACGGAACGAGGAGCGAUAAUGGUGAACGGCCAAUAAAGUCCUCUCCCUUCCAUGGUUACGGCCCUGGCUGUAAAUGGCGACAGGGAAACACAGCUCAAAGGCUAUAUUUGUGCUCCCUGGCUGGAGAGAGAAAUGCCAGCCCAACCGUUUGCCCAUCCACUUGUUCUUUCACUCGACAACAGUGGCUAUAGUGUCUCAUAAGCGUGACGCAAUCCCUCUCUCAAUAUUUGUGUGUGUGUGUGAUGCCUCCAAUAAAACAAUAUUUGACAUCUGAGCUCAGCUGAGACUGAUCCUAGACAUUUUUCCUCAAGAACUUUUUUCAUUUUUUAUAACCCACCUUUCAUUUUUCAUGACACCUGAUUAGUGACAAGGUGUUAUGCGUACGUAUAUAUGUGAGGUAUUUAUUGAUGCUGAACGCAGAGUAAGAACAGUCCAUGCCCUGGCUGAAUCAAUCAAUCACGCAGAAGAACUGAUGAGCUUAAUUUUCCCAGGUGCUGAUCUCCAUAUACUGGCUGGGUAGGAAGGCACAAAGCGAAACUUUCUAUGAUAGACCUAACCUAAACCUCAAGGCCUUCGAACGACUACUGGGCAUAGCAGCAAUAUCUAAGGUUGUGGGAUUGACGCGGAGGUGGACUCAGUCUUCAGGAUGGCGGCGGAGAGUAACAAGGAUUCGCUGCACUACCGCCGCUCGUUGGUCAUCGCACCCAAAACGACCACACAGUUCAACCAGUUCCUGCCCACCAAGGACAAGCCAGCAGCCUACGUGCCAGCACCUCUCCGCAAGAAGCGGGCCGAGCGCCACGAGGACAGCCGCCGAAGCUGGGCCAGCCCCAAGUACACUGAGGAGGAUGGCACCUUCACCAGACUGCUCCAAAAGUAUGACGUUGCUAGCGAUGGGAGCAAAUCAAUGACAGACCUUGUGGUGGACCAGGAGGCCCUGAAGCAGGUGCGCUACGAGGAGCUUCAGAAGAUCAGAGAGCAGGUCAAGGAGAAUGAAGACCAGUGGCAGGAUGACCUCACCAAGUGGAAAAACCGUCGCAAGAGCUUCAACUCUGAUAUUGUGAAGAAGAAAGAGGAGAGGGAGCAGACCACAGCGAGCAGCGGAAUAGGGAGCCGCGGUUUCCAGAAUUCCAAUUGGAGCUCCAUCGGCAGUCGCCUCAACUCCCUCGCCUCUCUGGACCAGGACGUGUUUGAAGACUCCGCCCCGGUCCUCCGCACCCUCCCUCCGAGGAGCUACACCUUCGACAACCCCUACACCCCUCUUGACCGCGUCAGACCCACUAGCUCCUCCGUGCUCCCCCCAAGGGAGGAGGCGUGCGCUGCCACCACGGCAACCAACAGGGCUGUCUCGCCUUCUAGGGGCAACAUGAGUGACAGUAUCGACAGUCCCUUCGGUUCUGGUAGCGACAUCACUACCACUGUGGGUCGCACCUCCAACUACAACCCCUACGUUCCAGCCCCGAAUCCUUCAGAGAGAGCCCCAAGCCUGGCCUCACGGUACACCAGUGCAGCCAAGACGGAGGAGACCUUCAGCACCACCACCACCCCCAGCCUACUACCCAAAGCUCAUGAGCCCAGUCGCCCAUGGGUGGGGAAGGUGUCUGAAGAAGUGACCCCAUCCACUGGUGGUGGCUCUCUGUACAUACAACAGCCACAGUACAACUCGGUGGUGAUGGACCCACAGCCCAUGCCUCCUGGUGUGUCUCGGGUUUCUGCCUCUCUCCCCAGGAGCUACAUGAGAUCGGACAGCGCUCGGCUCAACUCUGUCGUCAUGCCAAGGCCCUUCGGGAGCCAGUCUACAAGCGUCGCAUCACUGCCACCCGCCUACACCGCUCCUCUGAUGGCUGACUCUCAGAAAAGUCUGAACGGAGAGACGGAUUUCACCAAGAAGCUGUCGGCCCCCAGCCGCUAUAUCCAGGUCAUGACCUCUGAGGAUAAGGCGCACUCCCUCUCCAGCUCUGCCCACAGCAGUGGAGAAGAAGAAGAAGAAGAAGAAAAAAGGAGUGUGACACUUGCCACAACACUUGUCCCUACCCUGGCCCCUUCUCCUGUCCCUUCUCAGGCCAGGAGUCCUUCACCCGCCCUCCAGACCCCAAAAGUGGCCUACACAGCCCCAGUCAGUCCGUUACCUACAAAAGACACUAACCAGGAGAGCUACGCUGACAUGCGGAUCAGUCUCAACCAGAGGCCCAACAGCAGUCGAGACUUUGGCUUCCAGACAGAGUGGGACUCCACUGGAGCACACGUCACCUCCAUCCAACCAGGCAGCCCAGCCGAACUGUGCCAACUGCAGGUGGGCGACGAGGUGAUGUCGGUGAGCGGGCAAAGGGUGGCAGAGAUGAGCUACGGCAAGUGGAAGAGCAGCACAGAGCAAGCUCUACAGCAGGGAAGCCUUACCAUGGACAUACGCCGUCACGGCAGGAACAACUGGGACAGAGACCUACCUUCCCUGCCGUUUAAAAGCCAUAAGACCAUCAAUCUGACCAGUAUGGAUCAUCAUCCAACAGUUAUAGGUUUCCCCGACACAACCACCGUUAACGCAACCACCAGCUUGGAUUUCACCUCUCGGGGAUCCAUGGAAACCACCAAGAAGGUCACUACCCAACCAAUCAUUGAUGUAGCAUCCAAUGGAGUGAAUGGAGGCUUCCGUGACGAGACAGUGACCGUGAGAAACAAAGAACCCAUAUCCAUGAAAAAUUUUAAACGGAGGUCAGAGUUUUUUGAACAAGGAGGAUCAGAGUCAGCAAAAUCAGAUAUGCCCGUUGCCUCCAUCGCUCCCUCCUCUAACCGCUUGUCCUGUGACCCGGAGGAGGAGCGCAGGAGGCAGGAGAAAUGGCAGAAGGAGCAGGAGAGACUCCUACAGGAGAAAUACCGUCGUGACCAGGAGAAACUGGAGGAGGAGUGGCGUCGGGCCCAGCAGGAGGCUGUGACAGAAGGGGGAAGACACCACCAAGAGGAGCCGAGGGGCCUGGAGAUGGACAGCAGGAGUAUCAGUGCCCUCUCCCCCCUCCGCCAGCCUACCAUGCCCUGGGAGGAAAAGGAAGCCCAAGAGGAGGAAAGGGGGAGGAGGGUAGAGGAGGAAGCACAGAAAAGACAGGAGGAGGAAGAGAGGAGGAGAGUGGAGGAGGAUCGGCAAAAGUGGGAGGAGGGGAGGAGGACGGAGGAGAAGGAGCAAGAGCUGCUGCGUCUUCAGGAGGAGAGGAUGAGGAGGGAGAAGCAGGAGGAUGAGGAGAGGAGACAGAGGGAAAAGGAGGAGCUGAGAUGGCAGAGGAGAAAGGAGGAGGAGAGGGAGGAGAGGAGGCGCCAGGAGGCUGCUGAACAACAACACAGGGAGAAAGAGAAAAUGCAGGAGCAGCAGCAGCAAUGGGUCGGGGACUCCUAUGUCUAUGCCAAGGCCCAACCUGAGAUAUCCAUAGCAGACAGGGCAAAGUCUAAAUCUACUCCAGAGCUGGACGACGUGGAGAAAACUAAAGGCUGGUACGGCAGCUCGGGGGGCAUGGCCCAGAGGUUACUGGAGGAGGAGUUGAGACGGAAAGCAGACAAAAAGGCCCAGAGUCUCCGGGCUGCGUCAGAACUGGAGUUGGAGAGGAGAAACAUCCUAAACGCCAUGAGAUACAGAGAGCCAGAAAGAGUGACUAGCAGCUGUGGGAUAGGCGAAGGAUUGGGGAGGAAGGGCCAGCAGAGCGUAACCCAGGCGGAGCUGGAGAGGCAGCAGAUCCUGCAGGAGAUGAAGAAGAAGACCAACCUGGCCACAGACAACAGCUGGAUCCGCCAACGCUCCACCAGCACCACCAACAGCAAGGACCCCACUGCCAGCCCCAUCAGGAGAGGCGAGUCUCUGGACAACCUGGACACCGCGCCCCGUUCUUCCUGGCGCUCAUCAUGGACACCGGGAAGCACCUCGUCCAUCCACAACUACAGCCGGCCUCAUUUUGCCCUUUCUGGUCUCAAAACUACAUCCUCCUAUAGUGGUGUUGCCUACGGUGGUGGUGGCUAUGGCAGCGAGGUCGGAAGUCGUCCUGGCUUAGCCACCCUGCCCUCCUCCCUCUCUAUGAGCUCCCUCAGAGAGGCCAGGGGGUGUAACCUAUCUUCCUGGUCCCUGCGCUCACCCUCGCCAUCCUCCACCCCUUCUCUUGGCCCCGAACCCGAGUCACGCCCAUCCUCACAGCAACGCAGCAGGUCAGUGAGUGGCAAGAAAGUCUGUACGUUCUGUGAUACGGUGCUGGGCAAGGGAGCCGCCAUGAUCAUCGAGUCCCUGGGACUCUGCUAUCAUUUGACCUGUUUCAAGUGUAUCGACUGUAAGUCUGACCUAGGAGGAUCGGAGGCCGGAGCUGAGGUCAGAAUACGUAACCGACAGCUCUACUGUAACUCCUGCUACAUGCGAUUCAAAACUGGACAGCCAACGUCCAUGUGACAACGCUGUACUAGAGUAGAUAAAGGACUACUUGACAACAACCCAUGAACACUGCAACCAGCUGUAACUUCAGAUGUAUUAAUGUGGUUUUGUGAUUUGACAAAAAGCCCUGAUUCUUCAAUUAACAACUAUCUUAUUCUUUAUUUUUACUGUACGCUUGAGAGGGUGAGAUUGACCAAAAAAAAGUGAAAAUGUUGAUAUCAACAUAUUAUUUUUACCAGUUGCUUGUAUAAAGUAGUAGGGAUGUGCAUGCGCCUGCGAGUUUUAGACUUUUAGCGAAAAAUAGGGUUGGAAAAUUCUGAAAACUUUCCCAAAUAUCAGAAAUCACUGGUGGAGAGUUUUGGGAAUUUUGCAAACCUAACGAAACAAUACUGGAAAUUGAUUUUGGUCUUGUUCAUAAGAUUAUUGAUCCUGAUUACUUCAUACUUCAGAGAUGUAAUAGUUUUCAUGUUAGGCUGGGGGAAGUCUGCGAUUUAUUCUCCUUUUCGCCUACAAAUCUUUUGGUUACAACAAGUUUGUUGUUGACUAAGGUUUGUUGACUAAGGUUUUUUGUUGACUCUUUAUUUUUAUCGAUGUGCCUUUUUGGUUUGUUAUGGGGGGGAGAUUAUUUAAAUAAAAUGUAUUGAAAAUAUAUUUAAUAAC
Oncorhynchus kisutch (coho salmon) is the source of this 6480-nucleotide messenger RNA. Its product is annotated as LIM domain only protein 7. Gene Ontology annotation, biological process: regulation of cell adhesion; regulation of signaling. The record is from RefSeq and is a predicted model, not a curated record. NCBI's taxonomy places the organism in Eukaryota, Metazoa, Chordata, Actinopteri, Salmoniformes, Salmonidae. Gene Ontology annotation, molecular function: protein binding. The transcript is spliced from 25 exons. Bases 2071 to 5838 code for a protein of 1255 amino acids.